CGCAGCAUGUGCUGUUGUCCCCCUACUGCCAUGGCAGUGCCAUUCCCCAACUUCGGCUCAUACGAGUGGUUGCUUCCCUUUGCCGAUGUGAAGCAUGUCUUCCAAGACCUGCCAUUGCGGACUGAGGGCACAGUCCUUACCGUGGUCGUGGGCUGCGGGACGUCCGACCUUUCACGUGAACUGCAUACCCAUCUUGGGCUCCCACAGGUGGUGUCCAUUGACAACGAUGAAGAAGUGGUUUCUCACAUGAAGGCGCAGCACGAGGAUUUGAAAGCCGCUUUGAGUUUUCACCAAGCAGACCUGACUGCACCCUGUAGCCACGUUGUGGCGGAUGGUGCGGCGGAUUUGGUGGUGGACAAGAGCACUUUAGAUUGCUUGCUUUGCAGCGAGGGGGCGCCGAAACUGGUGCCUUCAGCAUGGGUGCACAACAUCUACCGGAUGCUGCGUGUUGGUGGUUGCUAUGUUGUCAUCUCGUUCCAUCAGAAGGAGUUCCUGAUGUCCUUGUUGUCCUUGGCCUUCAGCAUCGAGUCCGCGAUCGACUUACAACGAGACGUCGGGCCUGAUGUGCUGGCUUUGGUCUUGAGAAAGGGCACCGAAGAGCUGCCGGAGCUGCAGAAAGCGCUGGACGCGUGGAACGUGCAGAUGCCCAAGGACCUGAUGUCGGAGACGCGGAGAGAAGCGCUGGAGGCCGACUGGCUCCAACGUUUACGACCCGGCGCAAGUGCCUUGCCACUCAGCGAGGCCUAUGAGGUGAUGAUCAGCAGCUCGGCAACUUGGAUGAGAAGCGUGAGUAUUCCUUGUCGGAUUUCGAACAGGAUGUAGCAGAUCAUGGUGGAACCGCUGGAACCACUGAAUUGACCCUGCAGGAAGCAUUGCACUUCUUGGAGCAAAUGCAGUG
Molecule: messenger RNA, 898 nt
Organism: Cladocopium goreaui
Lineage: Eukaryota; Dinophyceae; Suessiales; Symbiodiniaceae
Source: the annotation of a GenBank genome assembly